AUGGCCGGUCUUGAGUCGGCCGGAUCGCCUAGCAAGCGUGGACGUGCAUCAAGCCAUUUCGCCAUCCACGAGGAAGAGGAAGGCAAACAUAGUACCGCUGGAGCUGCGAGCUGUAUUGGCAGCGUCAAACCUACUACACCCAGUAGUGCAGAACAGACGCAGUCUGGAGCAAUAGACGCCUUACUAACCAAAUUGUCUGAGUCACAAAUAAAGCUGGCUCAACAGCAAUCUGCUCUUUCUACAAAUUCUGAUGAAGAAAACAUCCAGCCUCCCGAUGGCUCUUCCAACAGCUCCGCUCUAUUCACACCAGCCUCGGACGCUCGCAGCAACACCUACGGUUCUCAGACCCACGAUAAGAGCGGGCAUAGCGAGACUAUUGAAGUCUCUCGAUUGAAGCGAGAGUUGGAUGUAGCUAAAGAACGGCUCGCUUUUCAAGCACAAGAGAUUAAUCAACGUGUCCCGAAGCAAACAUUGGACACCCAUACUCCCCUAGCCCCUGACGGAGGGCUAAGUCCGACAGUAAUCAAUCGCAACUUCGCAGGCGCUCCACGUCAAAGUUGGGUUAGCAGUGACGAAGCUCGUUCUGAUUUCUCAGACUCUUACACCUCAUCCAAUGUAUGGUCGGCUGCUCCUCGCCAAGGCUUCAGUAUGGGCAUGCAACCAGACUCGGCAUGGGGCUUUGCAGGAGGGCGAGCAUAUAAUCAACGCAACGCAGGCCCCAUGCCUCCGCCACAAGAGCACUCUUUUCAGCAGCGAAACUAUGCCGUACCACUUUCUCCUGGAGGCAGCAACGCCAGCCGUGUCAUGAGUGAUUCGACAGGAUUCAGUAAUUCGAAUAUGGGUCGUGGCUUCGGUCGAUUCAAUUUCCAAGAUAAUCGGAACAAUCAGGCUUUUGCACCUCGUGGCAAUUUUGACAUGUAUACGCCUUCGGUGGCUGAUAACCUCGGCGGAAUGAAUCCUGGAUCAGCAUUUCAAAACAUGGGAGCAUAUCAAGGCUAUCAGCCUCAACCAAUCGGUACUCCACUUUCGCCCACGGCGAGCACCUUCAGCUCUGGCGGCGUCCCACUUCCAAAUCCGUGGAACUCGGGACCUCCGUCAUCUCCGGGACAAACCUACCUCCAACCUAUGGAGCCACUCAAUUACCGCCGUCUUCUAGAUCGCUCGGUCUCCUGCAACUGGAAAUACAUCGUUGACAAGAUAGUCUGCAACAAUGAUCAACAGGCCUCGAUCUUUCUUCAGCAAAAAUUGAAGGUUGGAACAGCGGAACAAAAGUACGACAUCAUUGAGUCCAUUGUCGCGCAGGCUUAUCCAUUGAUGGUCAAUCGGUUUGGAAAUUUCUUGGUACAACGCUGCUUUGAACAUGGCACCCCGGAGCAAGUCAAUGCCAUUGCCAGCGCCAUUCGUGGCAACACUUUGAGCUUGAGUAUGGAUCCAUUUGGUUGUCAUGUGGUUCAAAAAGCUUUUGAUACGGUCCCAGAAGAGUACAAAGCUGUCAUGGUACAUGAGCUACUCCGUCGUAUUCCAGAAACUGUAAUCCAUCGCUACGCCUGCCAUGUGUGGCAAAAAUUAUUUGAGCUACGCUGGUCUGACUCGCCACCACAAAUCAUGAAAUUCGUCAAUGAGGCUCUCCGCGGCAUGUGGCACGAAGUAGCCCUAGGGGAGACAGGUAGUCUGGUCGUGCAAAACAUCUUUGAGAAUUGCCUGGAAGAAGAUAAGCGUCCAUGCAUCAAUGAAGUACUGGGUAGCAUCGAUAUUGUUGCUCAUGGCCAAUUUGGAAAUUGGUGCAUCCAGCACGUUUGCGAGCAUGGUGCACCAGCUGACCGCAGCCGCGCCAUCGAACAUAUUCUCCGUUAUGCUACUGAGUACAGUAUGGAUCAGUUCGCUUCCAAAGUCGUGGAAAAAUGUCUCAAAAUUGGAGGUUCUGAAUUUCUGGAGCGUUAUCUCGAGCGUGUCUGUGAAGGCCGGCCUGAUCGUCCACGCAUUCCCCUGAUCGAUAGUGGGUAA
Bacidia gigantensis is the source of this 2004-nucleotide messenger RNA. RefSeq lists its product as uncharacterized. Gene Ontology annotation, molecular function: mRNA 3'-UTR binding. The record is from RefSeq and is a predicted model, not a curated record. Gene Ontology annotation, cellular component: cytoplasm. Bases 1 to 2004 code for a protein of 667 amino acids. The transcript is spliced from 5 exons. NCBI's taxonomy places the organism in Eukaryota, Fungi, Ascomycota, Lecanoromycetes, Lecanorales, Ramalinaceae. Gene Ontology annotation, biological process: post-transcriptional regulation of gene expression.